AUGACGUCGGCGGAGAACCGUUUGAUUAAAGACGCAGAAACAAAUCAGGGAGUAGAACUUCUUGAAAAGGAAGUUGUCGGUCCUGAAAAGGACACAAAAUACUCGUGGUUCGUGUGUGCAUGCGCAUUUAUCUCCCAGAUAUUUGUGCUCGGAGUCUUGCAUGCAUUCGGUGUCUUCUUUGUCGAGUUCAUAAAAGAAUUUAAAUCAGCAAAAGGCUCCACAGCAUGGAUCGGGUCACUGGCCUACGGCCUGUCCAUGACGUUCGGUCCGGUAACCAGCUGGCAAGUAAGCCGAUUCGGAUACAGUCGCGUCAUGAUCACCGGCGGCGUCAUAUGUGCCGUCUCCCUGCUGUCUACAUCGUUCGUGACGUCACUAAACCCCAUGUUCUUCACGUUCUCCCUCCUGUACGGUAUAGGUACCUGCAUGACUACGUCACCGACGAUGACCAUUACGUCACAGUAUUUUGACAAAUAUCUCGCCGUUGCCACCGGUAUCACAGUUUCCGGAAGUAGUUUUGGAACGCUCAUUAUGGGACCGCUGUCACAAGCCAUCAUCGACAAGGCGGGUUGGCGGACGGCGUUUCGUGUGUACGCGGGGUUCUGUCUGAUCACGAGCGUGCUUAACUCCCGCAUCCGGACGCCCGCCUACAUGAAGUGUCAGCGGGCAGAGGGUCGGAGCUUCAUUAAGGACCUGCAGAUUUGGAAGAACCGUGUGUUUGUCGUCUGGACGCUCUCCAUUACCUUCGUCAUGUUCGGCUUCUACAUUCCAUACGUCCACCUGGUAUCUUACGCGAUCGAUCAGGGUGUGUCACCGGAACUCGCCUCCAUCCUCAUGAUGAUUUUGGGCGCCGCCACCGCUCUAGGUCGCAUCAUGUUCGGCCGUAUCGUCGCUGCCGGCGUCCUCAACCGCUUGCACAUGCACCAGCUGUCCAUGGUCAUCACAGGAGCUGGCGUCAUGGUUCUCCCGCUCAUUAAGUCCUACCCAGGUAUCGUUGCGUACGUGGUGACGGUGGGUCUGGUAGACGGCUGCUUCGUGGUUCUGCUCCCGAUCAUCACCGCGCAGCUCAUGGGCAUCGAGAACAGCCUACUGGCUUGGGGCUUCAUGAUCGGCACAUGCUCCCUUACAUUUACUCUCGGGCCGCCCGCCGCGGGUGCUCUCUACGACAUGACCGGAAAUUACGACCUUGCGUUCCACUGCGCGGGGAUACCCAUCCUGGUCGGUUCCGUCGUGCUCUUCUUUAUCCCCUGGGCCCAGCGGACCUCCCGGGGACCAAACAUCCUCAGCAGCCUCAUCACCGACAUCACUAUCGCACCGGGCAGCUCCGGUUCUGGGGAAGAGACGUUCCCAAGUCCCUCGGAUGGAACGCUACACGGGGACCGGGUGGUAGAGAACAUCGCUCUCCGCAGCCGCACAACCGAAACUCGUACCUUGCCCACAUCGGAACCGGUCAGCAGCUACGUUGACAAGGCAACAAGCACAGAGUCCCUGGGCACGCUGUCGCUCGACGUCCGUGACGUUCUCUCCCAGUUGAGCCACACUAGCGCCGUCUUUGAGGAAAUGAUCCGUCGCUCCGAGGACGCCAGAGAACCACCCAGUCUACCGGCGUCCGUCACAUCGUCCGAGGUCCCGAGACUUCCACCGCCGUCAGAGCCGGUGAGAUACCGCCGACAUGAUGACCGGUCAAGGGAAAGUUCCCUACACUCACAGAGGAGUGGUCGGGGGCAGGAGUCGUGGGAACACUCACAGGAGGUCGCCUCUAAAAUUACCACACUUUCUUCCCCGCCGUCCGUCCCCAGCUUCUUCAUACCUCCAGCCCCCGUGGACUCCCAAUCUAACAGUUUGAGUGCGGUUGGUGAGCCAUCAAGGUCACUGCUGUUUAACAAGGUGACAAGCACCGACUCGACCCUCACUGCACCUAUGCAGCCGACUUCCGGUCCAACCACUCGCAUUGUGAGCGCCAGCCAGUCAGCCGUAGAACCGGGGCUAACUAGAAAGAGGAGCGAUUUUGAUCAGGCCAUAUCCGAGCACGUUAACGUUCUCAGAGAAACUCUUAGGAGUCCAACGUCGUGUUCCAGUCGUCUGGAGGACACGGAUCACGAUUCGAAGGCAAGCUCCCCAAGAUCCAAGCACUCAAGCGUAUCGCCUGCAAUCGAUAUCAUCAGAUCAGACGGCUCAUGUGCUGCACACGGUCCAGAUCCGGACUCGCACUCUGACAGUUUUCAGCUCGCACAACAGAUCGCUUUUAUUGAGGCGGCGACUCGGGCUACCGGCGAGGAACCGUGCUGCUCCCAUGACGUCGAGCCGUCUUCGCUGACCGCCACUAAAUUUGACCAAGAAAAUCAGCUGACGGUCAUUCCCGUAAAGAAGGCCACCACGGAGCAGCUCGUUGGUCAACGGUUGGAGAAUCUCUUCCUGCCGAUCAGCGAAGAUGAUCCAACUGAGAAAACGUCAUCAUACGAGCUCGUGGAUGUUGGUUCAGGAAGUGACGUCAGAUCCACUCGGUCUCGAGGUGGGGAACUCGACGUUUUUAAUCACCUGUUUAAUGAUGAUGAGGCUCGUUGA
This is a messenger RNA of Mya arenaria, 2562 nucleotides long. RefSeq lists its product as uncharacterized. Lineage: Eukaryota; Metazoa; Mollusca; Bivalvia; Myida; Myidae. Bases 1 to 2562 code for a protein of 853 amino acids. The record is from RefSeq and is a predicted model, not a curated record. Gene Ontology annotation, biological process: transmembrane transport. Gene Ontology annotation, molecular function: transmembrane transporter activity. The transcript has 8 exons.